Molecule: messenger RNA, 759 nt
Organism: Acanthoscelides obtectus
Lineage: Eukaryota; Metazoa; Arthropoda; Insecta; Coleoptera; Chrysomelidae
Source: the annotation of a GenBank genome assembly
AUGGAACUCAACCGAGAACAUUUUCGCGCCAUAAUUUAUUACAACCUUCAGAGACAAUUAUCGCAACAAGAAUGCCUUGCUGAGUUACUGUCUGUUUUCGGCAACGAAGCGCCACAUCAGUCAAUAAUUUCCCGUUGGUAUGGAGAAUUCAAACUUGGGCGGGUGUGUCUUAGCGACGAUCCCAGGGUGGGUGCACCAACAAUGGCAGCCACCCAGGAAAACGUCGAUGCUGUGCGCAAACUCAUCAUUGAAGAUAGACAUGUGACAUAUCGCGAGAUUGAGGCGGUUAAUUGGUGUCAAAAAACGCUUGACCGUUUCAAUUCCGGUAUCUCAAAAAAUGUGUACAGCAUUGUUAGUGGUGAAGAAAAGCCAACAAAAGUCAUCCGUUCUCGAAGUGUUUCGAAAAAGAUGGUCGCGACAUUGGUGUCAAAAGCGGGUCAUAUUGCAACAAUUUCUCUUAAUGAGCAAAGAACUGUUACUGCGGAUUGGUAUACCACCAUUUGUUUGCCAAAAGUCAUCACCGAGCUUCGAAACAUCAAUCCCAAAAGAAGAAUCAUCCUCCACCAAAACAAUGCAAGCUCGCACACAGCCCAAAAAACAAGGCAGUAUUUAACGGAAGAAAACGUGGAAUUAUUGGACCAUCCUCCAUAUAGUCCCAAUCUAAGUCCUAACGAUUUCUUUACUUUCCCGAAAAUUAAAAACAGACUGCGUGAAGAAGCUUGGAAUAAGUGCUUCGAAAAUUGGUUCGAGCGCAUUUAG